This is a messenger RNA of Cuscuta europaea, 5958 nucleotides long. The record is from the annotation of a GenBank genome assembly. Lineage: Eukaryota; Viridiplantae; Streptophyta; Magnoliopsida; Solanales; Convolvulaceae.
GGGAACUCUCAGGAGCAGCCACCUGCCAAAGGUAAGUUAUCCAGAAUCAACAAGAAAUGAAGCAUCAAGAUCCAAGAAAGUCUAUCUCAGACUUUCAAUAAAGAAGAAAUCAAUAUCCAAGCAGUGAGCACAGCAGGUGACUGAAUUUCAGUAGCACUAGGCUCAGCAGGUGCCUAAUAAAGAAGCCCACUGCUACAACUUCUUGAUACUUACAAUAACUCGGCAGGGUAACUACCAAACGAGCCCACAGGAUGAUUGAGCUACAAAGAAAUGAUUCCUGAAAUACUAUUUAUUCUUCCAAGAGUAUUCUAUGCUUCACUUGCAAACUAGUUAACUCCAAUUGACAAACUCUAGAAACCAGAUGACUUGACUAACUCUGAGGAUCAGGUGGGAUUUGUUCAAUAAAAACAAAACAAUAUGGCAGAGACUGGUCAACGUUCUGGAUAACAGAAGGAGAUGUCCAAAAGUAGAAUUAGCUAUGAUUCACCAGAAACUCUAGAAAGAAGAAAAGGAGUGAGAAUUCGAACAAAUCGCUCAGCAGUUGACUUCAUCCUAGCAAGCAGUGGGCUCAGCAGGCGACUGGCUACUAGCCCACUGCUACCUGUAUAAAGGGAGGAAUUGGAUAUAUAUACUUUUUCAAAAAGGAGGGAAAGGACUAGAAAGAGAAGGAAAGCAAACGGAGGUAAAGACACUGGUUCAAAAAUUCGCGCAGGUGCCUGCCAGCAGGUGACUGCUUCAGGAGCAGAGCACUGAUUCAGGCCAGCAGUUGGCUCGAUUUCUGAAAAAUGUACAUGGAAUCUCAACAAGUGACAUACAUCAUCUUGAUCCCCUAAUAUCAAGGAUUCCAACAAGGUACCUCUUGUUCUCAGAAAUCAUCAAAAAUCUACUGAAAAAUGAGCCCCCUGCUACCAGUGUGAACACAGUUAAUGCUGAAAAGACCAGCUGUAUUCUCCAACGGCUAUAUUCUAACGGCUAGUUCCCGAUAGCCUAUAAAUACUCCCUCUGUACAAACCCUUCACACUUUCACUUUGCAAUCUCUUUCUUAUCAAUUCUAAACCUCUCAACUCUCUCUUAAUACUCUCAAAAGCCUUCUUCCGCACUACCUUUAAUUCCUCACAUACACACAAUCUACAUACACAAAUGGCUUCGCACAUCCAAAUCUCCAAAUCUAUCUUCACUGGCUCCAUAUUAAACACCCCAAAAAUCAUUGAAAGAGCCGAGAACCCUGAUCUUAUGAGAGCACUACCCAGAAAGCUAGAAUCAACAGGGCUUAUGAAAAUGGCCACCUACCCAUACCCCUGUUUCUACCCAGAAGUGGUGGCCGAAUACUACCUCAACUCUCAACAAGGGACUCUUAAAUCGGUCAUCAAGGGAAGGCCAGUUGAAAUUAAAGAAGAGGACAUCAGAACACUGCUCUCCCUACAUGCAGAUGAGGCCCCAAUGGUGGAAGAACUCAAUUUCGAUGAACAAAGCUACAAGGAAAUUGUAUUCAUUCCAAGCGCUCAUAACACCAAAACCCUCAAGGUCAAGAAGAAAAUGAUGGUUCCUGAGUACUCCCUCCUACUUGACAUCCUAUAUAAAUGCAUCAACACCAAAAGCACUGCUUUAGAUGAGAUCAAUGCAAAAAGGGCAGUACCAUUAGCCACAAUCAUCUCAGGCAUCCCUCACAACUGGACCAGGUACGUCCACAACCAACUUCAAGAGUACGUUAACAAAUCUCACGAAAAAAGAAGAAAAGACCACACCUUCCCAUGGGUAGGGUACAGUUUUUUGAUUGGAGAAAUCCUAAAAAGAAAGGGAGUUUUAGGAACCACUAAAGAACCCACCACCUGGAGGAAAUUUCUUCAUCAGACCUCCAAGGCAGGGGCCCCAGAAAUCAAAAAGCAGGAUGAUACUCUCAAAUCUCAUGAGUCCCUCCAAACUGAGUUCACCCGAAUCAAAACCAAGCUGGCAAAAAGACCAAGAUCAGGCUGUGCUGAAAUCCAAUCAAAGAGAUCAAAACCAGCAACAAGAAAUCUCCAAUAAGAAUUCGAAGAGGCAGCGUCAUCUUUACAAAUGGUUCAAGGAGAAGUAGCCACUCCUCUUCAACUUAUUCAGGAAGGAGCAGAGCCCUCUUCUAACUCUUCAAAUGGAAGCAACAGCUCUGCUCUUCCCCUUUCCAUACUUAUCCCCAGGAUAACUCAACUAGGAGAGCAGGUGGAUCCCCUUGAACAAGAGCAGAUGGCUCCUCUAGAAACAGAGCAUGCCCUUCCUUUCAGCGAGCAGAUGGCUCCUCUAGACGAGCAGGUUCCUCAAUCACCAGCAAUGGCCUCACCUGUCCUGACUCCUCUAGAGCAAUUAGAUGCAGAAUUUGCCAGAGUCAAGGCAUGGAGAUCAUGGAAGCUCUCAAGAAUCCUCCAUCAAGUUGAAACCAUAGCACACUUAAUCGACGAAGAAGAGUUUGUGGUGGAGUGGCUUGGGACUGAUGACAUGGCAGAAGCAACAAGGCUACUAAAAAUCAACCAGGUCUAUACAAUCAAAAGGAAGCAGCUCACUGCCAAGGAUGCAAUUGAAGAUUCAAGUGAUGAUGAUCUGGAUAAUGAUGACGAUAAUGCUGACGAUGCACCAAAGGGACCUCCUAGUUCAAGAGGUAAGAAAAUCAUCCAUUCCUCCUCUUCAAGUGAUAAAGAACUCAGGCAAGCCCUUGAGAAAUCCAGAAUGGAGACCCAAGGAGGAGGAGAAUCCUCUAAAGCUCCCCAAAAGCUGCUAGUUGCCACUAGGGCUGCACAGAAAUUCCCCGAACCCGCAAAACCCGGCCGCUCCGACCCUACCCGGCCGACUUUAGUCGGUUAUUGGGCCCAUAAAAAAUGUUGUGGGUUUAUUUUUUAAAAACCCGUACAUUUGGGUAGGGUUGCGGGAUUCCCAUGAAAAACCCGAUAACCCCCCGACCCGGCCGCCUAAAUUAACUUCCGUACAUGUGCCUCUAUUCCUCUAACUCUCUAAGCCCCUAAGUCCGAAUUUCAGAAUAUGUAGAGGCGGCCCGGAUUUUUUGUUCUCUGGCAACUUUCCGAUUCCCACCUCUUCGAUGCUCUCAAACUUUAAUUUGCUUCGACCCUUCGAUUCUCAAAAUAUGAGAGCUUCAAUCUUCGUAAUAGGCUCAGGAUGUUUUACCUAUUUAUAUGCAUCCAACAGCCCUAAGCCCCUAGUUCGAUUUUCAUCCUUUCUCUGGCAGUCAAGACUCAAGAACUCAGGAUCCUUCAAGAAGAGUUGAUCAGUGAGCUACGAAAAGAGGUAUGCACCCAGUACCCACCCAUAUGCUUCGUGAAUCCGACACUUAGUUGGUUUACAAUUUUAUUCUUUUCUUAAUUAUUAUUUAUUUCAUAUAAUUCAGGAAUUUCUUUCAUUAUUUUUGUGUAGAUGGAUUCACUUGAUGUGUCUGAUUCAGUUAAUUUAAGCUUAGAAACAAUAGACACACCCAGCCCUGCAAAUCUCACCCCCUCUGAGAAUCAAACCCCCCCUCCCGUUCGAGUCAGUGAUGUUGAGGUAGAAAAAGGAUCUUCAGGGAAAAAAAAUGUUACCUUUGGAGUCAUUUUACUCUCAUUCCGGGGAGGGAUCCAGAAGACCCUAAGUGCUCUUGCAACUAUUGUGGAGCAGAAUACAAAUGUCACAGUAGGAAGCAUGGUACUAGUAGCAUGAAAGUUCAUUUUUAGCAUCAAUGUAAAAAAAAUCCACACAAAGUCCAGGAUAAGAAACAAAAAUGCUUGAGCUUUGACAUAGCUGGAAAUGGUGGUCUGACUGCUGUAGGAUUCAAUAAAGAUAAUUGCAGACUAGCUUUAGCAAAAAUGAUUGUCAUGGAUGAAUUGUCUUUUAGAUUUGUUGAGGGUGAAGGAUUUAUGAAGUUCUGUCAAGUAAUGCAGCCUAGAUUUGUUAUCCCUUCUCGUAUGACUCUUGCUAGGGAUGUAUAUAAGCUAUUUUCUGAUGAAAAGAAAAAACUCCAGGCUGAGCUAAAGAAGCAAAACCAGAGAGUAUGCUUGACCACAGAUUGUUGGACCUCUUUGCAAAAUAUAAACUAUAUGUGCUUAACUGCUCACUACAUUGAUGUUGAAUGGAAUUUGUGUAAAAAAGUUUUAAACUUUUGUCAAAUUUCUAGUCAUAAGGGGGAGUUAGUUGGUAAGGUCAUUGAAUCUUGUUUGCAUGAUUGGGGCAUUGAUAGAGUUUUAAUAAUUACAGUUGAUAAUGCCUCUUCUAAUGACACUAUGAUUGCAUUCUUGAAAAGAAAAUUGAAUGGCUGGAAAGGUUCUGUUUUGGGAGGGGAGUUUAUGCAUAUUAGGUGUUGUGCUCACAUCAUUAACCUAAUUGUGAGUGAGGGAUUAAAAGACCUUCAUGAUUCGAUUUCUGCAAUUCGUAAUGCGGUGAGGUUUAUCCGAAGUUCUCCAGCUAGACUUUCAAAAUUUAAAGCAUGUGCUGAGAGGGAAAAAAUUGAGUUCAAUGGGCUGUUAGUGUUAGAUGUACCCACUAGGUGGAACUCUACAUACCUAAUGUUGGAAUCAGCCAUUAAAUUUCAAAAUGCAUUUGAGAGGUAUGAAGAUGAAGAUGACAAGUAUUUGUCUUAUUUUGGUGAGGAGGAAGGUGGGAAAAAAAAAGAAAGGCCCUCCAACUUACACUGAUUGGGAGAAUGCAGCAGUAUUUGUCAAGUUUCUGAAAGGGUUUUAUAACACUACAUUGAAGUUUAGUGCAACCUUAAAUAUCACAUCAAAUGCCUACUUCCAUGAGCUAUGUGAAAUGCAAAGUCAGGUAUAUACUUUCAUAUUAUGCAUUUUUUACUUCUUUUUAUCUACUUCUCAAGUUUUAUAUGAUAAUAAUGAAAAUACUCUUUGUUUUCUGAUUUGUCAGCUCACAUACUUAAGCAAUCAUAAGGGCUCUCUACUUUCCAAGAUGGCUGCUAGCAUGAAGAAAAAAUAUGAUAAGUAUUGGGGGGAUAUUAAUAAUGUUAAUUGUAUUCUGUUGGUGGCGCCAGUACUUGAUCCUAGGUUUAAAGUGGAAUACUUGACUCACUGCUUUAGCUACCUUUUUGAUCAAGGAUCUCCCGUUCAUGAAAUCUUCCCUAAAAAGGUGAAAGAUACGUUGUAUCGUUUAUUUGAGUUCUAUAGUGGUUUCGGGUCGGAAAAUGGGGUAAAAGAUAGCAACCAUGGUGAAGGAAUUGCAGGUAUGAGUGCUGAUGAUAGUCUGGAAGGGAGAAACUAUCUAUGGGGCUCUUUUUCUCAAAAGAUGAAGCAGAAGAAUGAAAAUGAUUUCAAGAAUGAGAUUGAAAGAUACUUGGCAGAUCCAGUUGAAGAUCCAACAAUUGAUAAUUUUGAUCUAUUAUCUUGGUGGAAGCUAAACUGUUCCAAGUUCAACGUUCUUUCACAAAUUGCAAGAGAUGUUCUGGCUAUUCCCGUGUCAACAGUAGCUUCUGAGUCAGCCUUUAGCACUGGUGGCCGAAUCUUAGAUCCAUUUAGGAGCUCAUUGAGUCCCAAGACAGUGGAAGAGUUGAUAUGCACUCAAAAUUGGCUUCGAGGUUCUCUUCCUGCUGAAAGCAUAGACCUUGAGAAGAUGGAGGCAUAUGAUAUUGAAGAUUUAGGUGGAUCUUCUUUGGUUGACAAUGGUGAAGCAUUUUCUGGAGAUGUUGGAGCUAGAGGAUGUUGAACAUCAUUGUUUUUUUGCUGCAGCACACAUGGAUGGAUUGUUUUGAUUUUUCUUUUUUUGCUUAUUAAAACUGGAUUAUCUCAAUUAUGGAGAUGCUUUUGUGGCUUACUGGCUUUUAUGCUUUUGCACUUAUCUUCAGUAGUGCUUGUUUUUUUGCUUACUGUUACAAGCAUCUCUGAACUUCUUCUUUGGCUAUUAAUUUAAUCAAAUGUUUUGCAGGCUUAUUUUUGUUUCUCCAUCUAUGAUUUAUGUAUUCAGAAUGCUUCUUUGAUUAGUUCAACUAUAAGUUUUGAU